Molecule: messenger RNA, 2740 nt
Organism: Heterobilharzia americana
Lineage: Eukaryota; Metazoa; Platyhelminthes; Trematoda; Strigeidida; Schistosomatidae
Source: the annotation of a GenBank genome assembly
CAAAUUUUUAUCAAAUGUAUUCUCGAUACAUGCAUAAAAUGCGUAGACUAUUGAUGAGUUGGUCGUUAUGCCGUUGAAUGGCGUCACUGUUCAAGAUCAAUGUCAUUCAACAGUGGAUACUUUUUUAUAAUCCCCUUACUAUGGUUUCUGAGCGUGUGUUCAAGCAAUCAUGUAGAAACAGAAAGCAGUAUGGAGAAAUCGCUUAUUCGUAUGAUUUUACAACGUUAUAAACAAAAUGGUGUUGUUGGCCGACCAGUCAAUGAUAGUCGAGUGAAAAUUGUUGUUCAGUAUGGUCUUCAGUUGAUCCAACUGCUUGGGCUUGACGAGAACAAACAAGUUUUAAGAACAAACUGUUGGACUAUGUAUAGAUGGAGCGAUUCCCUGUUGAAAUGGAAUGCAAGUCAAUUUGGUGGUAUUUCAGAACUGAGGAUAUUCCCUCAUCAGAUAUGGACGCCUGAUAUCAAACUCUAUAAUUUUGCCGAUGAACGUUUGCAAGAAUUUCGAGAUGGGCGUCUAGUAGUAGACAGCAGCGGUAAUAUACUAUGGAUUCAACAAGCAUUAUUUAGGAGUACGUGUCAAGUUGAAAUUACUUAUUUCCCGUUUGACAGUCAGGUGUGUAUGCUUGAAUUUGGUUCAAUGGCAUAUGACAAAACCCAGUUAGAUCUAGAAUGGUGGAUACCGGAUGGGAGUGAUACACCUAUGCCCUACGUGGACUUCUCAGACUAUGUGCCCGCAAAUGAAUGGUUCACAGAUGGAGAAGCAGAACGGCAUAUAAGACAUGAAGAUCGGGUACAUCAAUUACGUUCAGUGAAAAGAUAUCGAGUUAGAAAACACUUGUUUGGAUCAACAAAACAUGAUAGAUACUAUCCUGUCCUACGUUAUUUAAUACGUAUCUAUCGAAAUCCAAGUUUUCAUCUGUUCAUCCUAAUUGUUCCAUGUUUAUUGUUAUCAUUGUUGAGCUUAGUUGUAUUCUGGUUACCACCAGAUUCAUCGGCUAAAAUGAUGCUUGCGAUAAAUAUCUUUGUGGCAUUUUUCGUUCUACUCUUACUGCUAGCAAAGUCAAUGCCCAGUGCGAUUAAAAAUUUUCCAAUAAUAGGUAUUUUCUUUUGCUUGAAUAUGGUUAUGGUAACUUUGUCCAUAUUUAUGACUACAUGGGUAGUAAAUUUAUUCUACAAGGGAAAUGAAGGCCGACCAGUACCAUUGUGGAUUCGUCGAUUUGUCAUUGAUGGAUUGGGUCGGUUACUUGGUAUUCGGCAAAUAAUCCCCCUAAUUGAUAAAACACAAGAUUGUUUCUACAAAUUCCUUCUUGUUCAGUUUCAAUGGAUAAGACUGGAAAAAGUUAUCAAAGUACGGAGAUCAAUUGUGCUAGCCAUGACAAAAUGAAUCCAAAUCUCUCUCAUUACAAUAACUUCACUAUAAAGCAUAAUUAUGAAAGUAACAGUCUCAGCGAUACCCAGUCAGAUGCACAUCUUUUAUCAAAUGAAAGGUUAACUUUGAAACUGCCAAUAGAAAUUAAUUACAGUGAAUUAGCAGAAACUUCAAACGAUAUCAAACAGUCCUUAGAGCAGAUGAAUAUCAAACAAAUGAAAGUUUCACAUAAAAACUCUCUGGGUGCUGAGUGGCGUAUACUAGCCUUGAUUAUUGAUCGACUUUUUUUCAUUAUUUAUUUAUUUACUUUGAUUACUAUGGUUGCUCUUGUUAUACUGAAAACAGAUCUACCCGAUACCACUUUGCAACUAAUCAAUAGAAAUGUUGUCAGUCAGUAGAAGUGAUUAUUUGUUGCCCACCGGGUUUUGUUUUUUUAAGUGCUUCUUUGAAUCCAUUAAUGUAUCCAUUUGUCUAAUUGUUCCUUUAUUUAAAAAAAAAUGAAUUUCGGACAUUUAGUCGCGAGUCUACUGUUUUUUCUCAAUUAUUAUUAUUACUAUUAUAACUAAUUAGAAGUGCAUUUAGACCUAGACAAAUAACUUUCGGAAUUCUAUUGUUUAUAAAGUUUAAAAUGUUAACUGUUUACUGAAUAAAUUUUGCAAAGCAAUCACCUUUUUAACGUUUGCAUUUCUGUAAGUGUACAGAAUUGCGGACAUUAGAAACCAUUGUUGAAUUUACAAGGAUUCCAGUCUUUAAUUUCUUUAAUUAAUAUUAUCAUCCCUUUGAUUUGUUUGUGCUUACUGUAACUUCAAUUUUGAAGUCAUUUCCAGUGACUUCUUACAAAGGGCUCAGUUAGAAUGUUGUUUGUAGGCAUUUUUUAAAAUUUAUCACUGCCUCAUCAGAUAGCUCACAAGACAAGAUGAGGAGUUGACACCAGAGUUGAUUUUUUUCUCCUUUAUAAUACAGUACAGUUUAAAUCAUCCUCAGUACCAUACUUUAGUCAAAUGUGUGUAUUCUUGUGGAUUUAUGAAAAGUAUGAUGAUGUUUGAAUCAAUGUGAAAACAUUUUAAUAUGUGAACUGAAGCUUGAAACUGUAAUAUAAGUGCCACACUGUCGCAGCUGUGUAUAAUAUAUUGACUCUCUUAUCAGUUAUAAUAAUUAUGUGACGAAAUUCUUCGUGAAGUUACCUAAGUUCACUGUGAUCACUGUUAAUAAUUGACAAUAACAUUUUAAAAUUAUGUACAGUCCUUACGUAUUUAUCAAUAAUUUAUCAAUUGUGUCGUUUUCAACCUACCACUCAUUUCUUCUGGAAGACACCACUAAAAAUAUACGGUUCUUUUUGUUCUGGUAUAUUCAAUAAAAAAGUCAUAAAAAG